AUAUCCGGUACGAAAAUAUCGGGCAACAGGUGGGAGUGGUAGUAGUCAUUCAAGUAACGGUGGCGGCACUGUACGCGGCGGUGGUACAAAUGGAUAUACAACUAGUAAUGGGGGUUGUGAAGAUGGUGGCCAACAGAAUGGUGGUAGUGGAAGUGAUGAUGAGACACAAACACAACGCACUAACGACGGCAGUGGAAACAACAACACUUCUGAAGAAUUGCAACCUUUACAACAAGAUGACAGUGAUGGUGGGGAUUCGGGUGGUACAAAGGUGAAGUUAAAACCUCACACAGUUGGAGGACCACUGUUAGCACACUCUGAAAUAUCCGAAAGUCAACAGAAUUUCUUCAGAAUGUUGGAUGAAAAAAUUGAAAAUGGACCUGAUUAUGAUUCAUCAAGUGAAAUUGAACAAAUGAAAGAGAAUGAAAGACUGACUUCAUUAUUACAAGACUGGGAAACAGCAAGUGCAGCAAGUAGAUCCUUACCAUCCACACCAAGACAUUAUCCUCAUCAACAACAAAAUACCCAAUCACAACAUUAUCCGCAACAACAUCCACAUUCUCAACAACAUGUUUUACAGCAUCAAUCCUCAAUCACAAGCAGUAAACAUCAUCCACCGCAUCAUCAACAAAUGGGACCAAUACCACAAAAUCAUCAAAAUUACAUAGCAAAUACUGCCACCAUACAAAAACAACAAAUUAUCCAUCAACCUGCUAUGAAUAUGUUACAUCAUCAUCAUCCAACGUAUGGUGGACCUCCUGCAGGAAGUGUAACUAUGCAUAAUCCACCCUUUCAAACGUACAGUCCUCCCACACAUCAUCACACUGGAAAUCCAUCCAUAGCUCAACAACCGCAUUCCGCUCCACCAUUGACAGUAUUCUCGAAAGUUGUACCAGGCAUGCAAUACACAGAGAGUUUAUCAUUGAAUUCACAAAUCAAACAAAAUUUAACAAAUUUUGUUGCACAAAGACAAUUACAAAUUGCUGCAGCUCAACAAGCACACGUUGUUCAACAUUAUCAUCAUCCAAUGUCAAUGGUGGCGCCACGUGAUGUGCCAUCAAUGGUACAAAAUUACUCGGGUACAUAUUCGAAUACGUCACAAAGUUCCUCUUCUCAAGUCAUGUCUUCACCAAUACAUAAACAUUCCCGAAUACCAUCAGCUAAUAUACAGCCGACACAACAAACACCGCCUCAUUUGGUACGACAAAAUAGUGGUAAUAUUGUGUAUAACGCAGCAUUACCACAGCAUUCAUCGAUAAGUAUGUACACAUCUCCGGCGUCAAGUGCUGCUAGUCAACAAUCCCCAUCGGCACAGUCAUCAAUUAAUCCAGAUUACACGAAUGGUGAAUUAAUACUCCAGCAACAAUUAUAUAAUCAACAACUAAAAUCGCAUUUAUCGAAAGAAAUACAACAAUACAAACAAUCCAGGGAACAAUUAUUAAUAAAACAACAACAGCAACAACAGCAACAAGAACAACAAAUAUUAGUACAAACACAACAUGCGAUAGUAGCACAACAUAAUAAACCAACAAGAAUAAUGCCAGCAAAUCCACAACAACAACAACAGCAGCAAUCAUAUCAGAGUAGUGUUGAAAUGAAUUUAAAUCGAACUGCUACCACUGGUACAGAUCCAAUGAGUCCAAAAAUGGUGUAUAGAAAACAAAAUACUAGCUCUACCACGACAACAGCACGUCAAUAUUCGCAAGAGAUGACGUGAUAUUAAUUCAUUCUUGUAAUUAGUUACUGUUCGAAUUAUUUAUUUUAAUUAAUGUUACUUCUUCAUUAGUGGCGUGCAUUACAUAUAAACAGAAAGACACUGCCCACCCUACAUAAUCACUUAGAAAAAAGACAAACCCGAAGCAUU
Messenger RNA from Chrysoperla carnea, 1864 nucleotides. RefSeq lists its product as uncharacterized. The transcript has 5 exons. The record is from RefSeq and is a predicted model, not a curated record. Bases 353 to 1717 code for a protein of 454 amino acids. Lineage: Eukaryota; Metazoa; Arthropoda; Insecta; Neuroptera; Chrysopidae.